This is a messenger RNA of Alosa alosa (allis shad), 5031 nucleotides long. It is a transcript of the gene selenoi, whose product is annotated as selenoprotein I. NCBI's taxonomy places the organism in Eukaryota, Metazoa, Chordata, Actinopteri, Clupeiformes, Clupeidae. The transcript has 11 exons. Gene Ontology annotation, cellular component: endoplasmic reticulum membrane; Golgi apparatus. Gene Ontology annotation, molecular function: ethanolaminephosphotransferase activity. Gene Ontology annotation, biological process: phosphatidylethanolamine biosynthetic process. The record is from RefSeq and is a predicted model, not a curated record.
AUGACACCAACAAAUGGCUAUCUUCGUAGAGAAACACCAGAGCCCGUUUACGGAAACACCCAGGUGGCGUGAGCUACCAGCUAUUUUCUCCGAGAGACUGUAGGCUUGGGUAGUUCACCCUCAAGCACUGCGGACAUCCUGAGUCGUGAUCUAAAGGGUGAAUUCGUCUGGUUGCUUUUGGAGCCGUGGAGCUGCUGCCAUGGCUUUUUACGAAUAUGUCACUAAAGAGCAACUUGCAGGUUUUGAUAAGUACAAGUACAGUGCCGUGGACACCAACCCACUGUCCGUUUACGUCAUGCACCCCUUCUGGAACUCUGUUGUCAAGAUCAUGCCAAGAUGGUUGGCCCCAAACCUCAUCACGUUUACAGGGUUCAUGUUCCUGGUGUUGAACUUCCUCAUUCUGUCCUAUUACGACUUUGACUUCUACGCAUCAGCACAGCUGCAUGUCCAUGUGCCCAGUUGGGUCUGGGUGACUGCAGGCCUCUUCAACUUUCUGGCCUACACGUUGGACGGCGUGGAUGGCAAACAGGCUCGGCGCACCAACUCCUCCACGCCUCUGGGGGAGCUGUUUGACCACGGGCUGGACAGCUGGGCGUGCGUGUUCUUCGUGGCCACGGUGUACUCCGUGUUUGGGCGCGGCGAGACGGGCGUGAGCGUGGUGACACUGAACUACCUGCUGUGGGUGGUGCUCUUCUCCUUCAUCCUGUCGCACUGGGAGAAGUACAACACCGGGGUGCUCUUCCUGCCCUGGGGAUACGACGUCUCGCAAGUGACCAUCUCUAUCGUGUACAUAAUCACAGCAGUAGUUGGCGUGGAGACAUGGUACGUGCCCUUCCUCUGGAACAUCCAGUACAGAGACCUCUUCACAGUCAUGAUUGCAGGUUGCGCCAUCACAGUGACCCUUCCCAUGAGCCUCCUCAACGUUUUGAGCAAGCUAAUCAAGCAGCUGCCAAAGCAAAUAAUGCACAUACGAUCUCAAUACACAGCUCUGCUGCCCUUCCUGUCUCCGCUGCUGCUCUUUAUCCUGUCCACCCUCUGGGUGGCGCUGUCCCCCAACGACAUCCUCCAACAGCAGCCACGCAUCUUCUUCCUCAUGGUGGGCACAGCCUUCGCCAAUGUCACGUGUAAGCUGAUAGUAUGCCAGAUGAGUAAUACCCGCUGUCAGCCGCUCAGCUGGUUGCUGGUACCCAUGGGAGGCCUGGUGCUGCUGGUGGUGUCUGGCGUGGUCACCCACAGCGAGCCCCUGCUGCUCUACCUGUGGACCGUCACAGUCAUCCUCGCACACGUGCACUACGGGGUGUGUGUGGUUCACCAACUGAGUGACCACUUCGACAUCUAUGCAUUCUCGCUAAAGAAGCCUAACUCGGACUGACAGGAGGAGGAGAAAAUCGGCCUAACGGCUGCGGAGGUCUAAGCUAUCCCAGCAUUCUCCUCUGCAGCUCGCCGACACGUCACCCAUCACCAUGGAGACACGCGUACCCCUGCCCUAACCAGAACUAAAAUGAAAAUUUAAAAACUAAAUGGUUAAAAAAAACAACAACAACUAAAGACUACGAAACCAACGUAACUAAACUCAGCCCCACACAGCCCAGGGAUGGAGCUGCACUACAGGACCCAUGUCUCACCAGGACUGCACUGCAACUACAGGAUCCACGGAUCCCCAGCACGGAGCUGCACCACAGGAAACCUUGUGUCCCCAGCACGGAGCUGCACCACAGGGCCUAUUCAUCACCAGGCCAGAGCUGCACCACAGGAAACCUUGUGUCCCCAGCACGGAGCUGCACCACAGGGCCUAUUCAUCACCAGGCCAGAGCUGCACCACUGGACCCACAGGUCCUCAGCACGGAGCUGCAUCAGGAGACCCUUCUCCUCCACAGCAAGGGCCUGUUCCUCCGUUGACGGCUCUCUGUGUGUAGACGGAGAUGCUCGGUACAGGUCAGCUCCAGGUCUGGUUUUGGUUCUGUUCGGUUCGGUCGGGUCCAGUACCUCCACGAUUCCUCUAGCCACCAGGCUCUGAAUUCAGUGAAGCCCCAGAGAUCUGCUUGUUUCCUAAGGAAAUGUGCUUCCAGCUGAGAUAGGAGGAGCCUUUGGUUAUACUGCUGCUGUUGCUGCUACUGCUGCUGCUGCUGCCACCACAAACCCCACUGUGUUAAUGGUGAAAUUACUUACUUACACAAACACUCUAACACACACACACUAGCUCCCAUGUUCAGAAGCUCAUUUGGGAGUUUUGUAUAUCUAACACACACACACACACACACUCUACAACAACAACUUGAAUGUUCAGUACAUUAAUGCCUUGUGGGGUGAGCUCUUUUUUGGGGCCUAUUUGUUUUUGUCUUCUAACCUCAUGUUUGACCCACUGAUGGCUCUGAUGUCAGUGUACAUACAGCGACUGAAUGCUCUGUAACACACACACACACACACACACACACACUCUUGAUCAGUCCAUUUGAUGUGGCCAGUGGGAUCCUUACUGAAUAUCUACUUCCCAGACUGGGAGUAUAUUAUUUUUGUACACGGGACACUGGGGGAACCCAGGGAGUCUACAUCUUGCAGCUUACAAGUGAACCAUAACCAAGCAGAGGUUUGAGAAUUGACACAAGUCCUCAUUUUCUUUCCCCGCAACUUGAAGACUGUCCUCUUCACCUGAACUAAUGCCAGUGGAACUGUCUCAAACUCGUCAACCAAUCAAGGACCAUAACCUAGAGGUUUCUCUCUCUCUCUCUCUCUCUCUCUCUCUCUCUCUCUCUCUCUCUCUCUGUGUGUUAAAACAUGGAACUAUGGGUAUUGGCCGUUGACCUGAUUACUGUACAUGGGAUUCUGGGCUUUUAUUAUUUUCUAUUUCAUUUAUUUGGCAAAGAUAUAUUUUCCUUUAUUAUAGGUGGUGAUGUGUCAGCAUGCCGAUUUUCAGUUUUCUCUUUCUUUCCCCCCUCCUUCCCUCCUGUCUUUCCUUUUCUCCUCCUCUCUGUUACUAGUGGGCUUUCAUUGAGUUUAUCUGCACUUAAAUGAAGAGUGCGCUUCAAACCCUGUCCAGGAGAGGGCGCAGUCUGAGCCAAGCAAGCCGUAGCAGGCUUGCACUGUUCUGUAAACAUGAUAAAGCCAAUGGUACCCCUUUGGGAGCGUCCCAAAUGACUCGGACGCCUCCUGUGAAGAGCAUUGCACUGAUGAUGUGUAAAUGUCUAAGUCAAGUGUGCGUUACGGGAUAAGCGAGAGCUGUUUGGGACCUCCACUUUUUUUUUUUUUUUUUUUUUUUAUAUCUUUUUUUUUGCUUCUUGCCUUUUUUCCUUUUGACCUUUUUCUUUUUGCUCCUGUUUUGUUAGGUAUAUAAAUUAUGUUUGUUUUCUAUAUGUGUGUGUGUGUGUGUGUGUGUGGCUGGUUAUGAAAGUGUGUGUUUGAGGUUGUGAAUGUGGAUAGAGUGAGCGAUGUCAGUGGACAUGUGAAAGCUUUCAUGCAGGGUUCAGAGAAAUCUGGGAUUCAGAACACACAUGUACACACACCUUACACAGUACAAAUGCCAGCACCCAUACACACACAUACAUUCACAGCCAUCAAUGGUUUCUUUUUUUAGCUCUUUUACAUAAACCCAUUUUCACUCAGGCACUUUUUCCACACACACUCACACACGCUCGUUACACACACACACACACACACACACACACACACACACACACAAACCAGAUUCCUCUGAACCUUUUUUCUUCAUUGGCACUUUACUCCUUGUUGCCAUAGCACCAUCCUCAGUUGUGUGUGUGUGUGUUGCAUAUAUAUACAUAUACUGUAUUAUAUAUUCUUGUUUUAUGUUUCAGUUCCUUCAGAUCCAAAUGACCUUACUUUCUGACUGACCUCUUUUUUUAAGGCGUUGUUUUGUGACCAAAACAAUAGUUCAUGUCCAUACUCAAACUCCUAGUAUUCUCUCAGGCAGUGAGUGCCCAGCCUAACACCCUUAGUGGAAUUUCAAGGGACUAAGCGUACAGUUUAAAAGUGUACAGACUAAAAUCGAGUUUCCAGUAAUUAAAUAUUUAUCUGUAACCAUUCAGAAGAGGUCACCAAGUAUUUAUUUGAUGGUCUUGCCAUAAUGCAACUAUUCUUGACACCACUAGUAAUUUGAUAUGUCCAGGAAGGCGCUGUAAUGUGUUCUGUGUGAUGUCUCUGAACGAAUAUUUCCAUAAUGCUGAUGUUAUGUUGAUGUGUAAUGGAGGAUUUUCGACAUUGUGUGUAGUGGAAAAGUGCAUUCCGCCUAGUGAGUUUUGACCCCUCUGCUCGCCACGGACAGGAGAGGAUGAGCACGUUCCCGCAGCGGGAAUUCCGCUUCCCAUCGAAAGGGGGCAGUAGUACACCGCGUAGCCUACAAUGACUGAGUUGUACGACGAUUAGAGAAAACUCGGGAGAUUGAUCAUGUUUAUGGUGUAGAACAUGGGGAGACUAAUUGAUUUAAAAAAAAGAAUUAUUAUUUUAAACAUUGUGUAUUUAUCUUUAAUGUAAAUUAGUAACUCUGUUUACCAUUAUGACUAGGGCGCUCAUUCUCUCUGCAAUGGUUAGUUGAGGGACGCCAUGGACAACGUCGAAAGAGACGUUUUCUCUGUGUGGGAGACUAUAACUGUACCAGGUGCAAAUUCUGAAUGUGAACGGUUAUAGCCUAGAGAUUGUUAUUUUGUUGUCAAUGGGGUAUGCUCGUUGUUUUUCAUUUUUAUUUUUGUUUAUUUUUAUCAGUGGUUCACGUCGAAACAGGUUGUUUUUCUUUAUUUGAAGAAUACUCUUGCAUACCGAUGUGAUGAUGCUUGUUAUAACUAACUGUAUGAUGGUAAAAAUGGCAACUGUGAAUCCGUACAAUCAUUUGUUAUUGUUUUUUAAUCUGCGUCUGCCUCAUGGGAGUGUAGCCGUCAGCCUCUUAACCACUGUCGCCCAAAUUAAUGUAGCUUCGUGUGUGGGAUACUGGAAUACACAUACCAGAAUCAUAACAAGGACUACAACAGUAUCAAGGGUUAUCGACCUACUGUAACAUUUGAAUAAAUAAAUGGACCUACGCUG